UUUACAUCAUGGUGGUCUUGUAAGAACUGUCAACGUCAAUCAAUCAGAAGAAAUGUCUCACAAGGUGUUAUUUCAUUGUAUUUUAAAACAUCAACUCUAGCAUUUUAUUUUUGUGUAGAUCUCAUCUGAACGCCUCGCAUUGUCACUACUUGAAUGUUAUUUCAAUUCUCAUACUCGGCCAUUAUAAUUUCAUGAUCCAAGUUUAGAGUGCAUAUUAACUAACAACCUCGAGUUUAUCGACUUUUUUUUAGACAGUAUAAAAUCAUUACGUAAAUAAAACAAUAUUAAUCUCAUUAGUGUAUGUGCUAUUGAUAGAAUUUUGACGAUUAUAUAAAUCAUAGGAUUUUUCAAUUUUCAAAUGAAGGUAAGAGAAUUAUGAGAAAAGUCUGAUGCAUAUAUUAUAUUUUAGGGAGCAAUUAAAAAAGAUUCGUCCGCCAGGAAUGGAGAUCAAUCAAAUGUUAAAUCAAAAUCAAGAAGUUCAUUGUCUUCUAAAAACUCAGAGGAUUCUGAAAAAGUAGAUUUAAGAUUGAUGAGGACGUCUCAAACUGUUGAAAAAAGAAAAGACAGUGAUAGUUAUCUAAGAUUGACACAAAAUUUACAGUCAAGCAAAAGUAAUACAAGAUAUCCCCUUAAAUCUUCUAAAAAUCUCUCAACCAAAGAAAGUUUCUUCCCAACAUCAAAAUCAAAUAUUAAUAAUUCUAAGAUGUCAUCAAAAAGUAUUUUAACAACGAAAUCAUCAGUUGAACCUGUAAAACCAUCAAGCAGUAAUGCUGUGAAAAGCACUAAAAGUAGUAGUAGAAAAAUACACAGUAAUUAUUCGGAAAAGAGAGGACUGAGUACAAUAUUUGUACCACAGCCACUUACAAGCAAAAUUAAUACUAAAUCAUCUAAUAAAAGUAUUAACUCAAUAUCAAAAGAAGAAGAAAAAGUUAGAACACAGUCAAAUUCAUCAGAAACAACUGAAUCGAAAAUGAAGUCUAGGCAACGUAGAUUGUCUAGAACAUUAAGUCCAAGUGAAGUAAAAGUGUUACAUUCUGCUACUAAUAGAUCAAAUUCCAUACAGAAAAUGGACCAGAGUAAGGAAGAAAAAGUAGUUCAGGCAGAUAAUAAAUAUAAUUAUGAAGAUGAUUUUGAGGAUUAUGAAUCUGAUUUUCAAGAAUGCACAGACAGUGAAACAUCUGAAGUUAGUGAAGAAACAAAUAUUAUUCAUACUAACGUACCAUUGGAUCCAAUUGAAUUGCAUACGGCAAAACAACAGAAAAUUGUGAAUAGUGGAGAACAAAAAGAGGAAGAACAUAUGUACGAUUCUGGUCAUUACGAGCUUACAGAAGCAAGGAAGAGAGCAGCAAGAAUAGAAUCAAUUGCAAAUAAUCCAAAGCUAUCUUCUCUUCUUGAGAUAAAGCAACCACUUAAUAAAUCAUAUAGCGAGGAUAAAUCAGAAAAUAAAUCAUUGCCAUUAUCUACUGAUGAAGGAUUCGAAGAUAGCCGUUCUGGUGAUUUCGCAAAAUCACCACCACUCUCGCAAAUUUCGUAUAUCGAUUUUCGUCGAACAAAAGAAGAACAAAAACCAAAGAAUAAAAAGAAAUCCAAGAAAAACUUAAGUAGAGGUGAAAGAUUAUUAGAAAUGAUAAAAUUAGAUGUUAUAGAGUGGUCUCUUUUGGAAUGUUCACCUAUACCAUAUGAAGAAUUUAUUAGAAAUUAUGGAAAAUUAAACACUCAACAAAUGUCCAUGCAAACUGGUGAAGAUAAUAUUGAUAUAGAUACACAAACGGAGAAAAUAAUAUUUAAAAACAAAUGGACUCAAUUUCCAAUAACUUGUAAAAAAAAUUUACAAACUAAAGAAGAUUUAGACUUAUUUCGUAUGGAUCAAAUUGGAGUUGGUAGUGAUAAUAGUAUAGAAACUAUGAAUUCUUUGUUAUCACAAUCUUUUGAUGUGUUGCGAUUAAAUGAUUUUAUGAGUCGCGCAGGCAAAGUAAUGUUAUCAUUACUAGAGGAAAGACGAUCUGGCGGUAAUGUAUUUAAGAACGAAGAAGAAAUAUCGUUUAGUGACGGUGUUGUUAAACUUUCUAUAAAUUCCGUAACAUUUCUGGCUGGUAGAGCGGUAACGAUAAUUCAUUAUUCAGAAGUCUCAAAUAAAAUUCUACUGACUAUUCAUUCUCCAGCUGAAGAAGAAAUUGAGACAUCCUGCAAACAAGAUUAUAUAACCGAUUGUUGUAUCGGAUGCGUUUGGAACAUUUUUGAACCAUCAAUGCCAAUUAAAUUAUUAUAUUCUACUUGUCCUAUUACAUCAUGCUGUUUUCAUUCAACAAAUUACAACAUCGUAUUUGCUGGACUUCAGGAUGGGUCGAUAAGCCUUUGGGAUUUAAAGGAAGAUGAAAUGUGGCAUCAAAAAGUAACAGAUAAAGCCAACAAUUCAGAUUGGACAAUACGAAUGCCUACAUAUACCACCGCAGCAAAUAUAGAAAUAAAUUGUAUAGCAGAAAUUGUUGCAAUACGUAUAUUAUCUAAAAUUGAAGAAAAAUCAAUAGACCGUCAUAAUACUAAAUUUGUACCAAUACAGAUAUGUAGUUUGAAUGAAAAUGGUUCGCUUGUUAUAUGGAGUGUUUUACAUAAAAUGGGCAAAAAUGUCGAUGAUAUAGGACUAUCGUUUUGGGGUAGUAUAAAACUUGUUAAAAAUCAAGAAAUCUUUUUACACUCUCAUCAUAAAAAAAAAAAAAUCAAUAUAGCUACCUUCGUUGAUAUACAUGUGGAUUGUGUUGAUAGUAACAAUUUUUAUAUCAUAACUAACAGUAAUAAUAUUUUGCAUGGUACUUGUAUUGGUAACAAAGCUAAUCCUGCUGUAUAUACGAAAUUGGAUACUUGUUGGCUGCGAUGAUGGAACAAUUCGAUUGCAUUCUUUAAGUACUGAGAAACCAAUUUUACAAUUAAAAGAUGAAGAUAAUACUUAUGUUAUUAAAUCGAUACAGUGGUCAAGUAUACAUAUAUGGGAUUUAAGUAAUAAUGAUAUAUAUCCUACAUAUAAAAUAAAUGUGCAAAAUGAUGGAUAUAUAAAAAGUAUGCAAUUAUCAUACUGCAAAACAAAACACGAUAUGUGUCAUCAGUAUUUAGCGUUUGGUACAGAAUCUGGGCAUGCAGAAAUACACAAAUUAAAGGCGAGUUUUUAUCAUUCAAGAAAAGAAGAUUAUUUACAAGAAUUAAAUACUUUCAUGCGAUACCGAGAAUCAAAUACGAGUCAAAAUUGGACAAAAAGAAACGUCGUGUUUACGUUGAUCCAAUUAUAGUAGUUCAUGGGGGCGCUGGAAAAAUUCCUCGGACGAAAUAUAAACGCAUGCUCUUCGAGGUUAAAAAUGCCGCCAUUGAGGCAUACAGCGAUCUUAUCAACGGUCGGUCAGCCACAGAUGCAGUAGAAAAAGCAAUUGCUUACAUGGAAAGCAGGCCGCUUUUUAAUUGCGCGAGAGGAGGCUCUUUGAACGUUAACGAUGAAAUUGUCACAGAUGCUGCUAUAAUGACGACAUGCGAUGCUGGAUGUGUGGGUGCUGUUCGUGACAUAGAACAUCCUAUCUCUUUGGCACGAAAAGUAUUAGAGAAAACGGGGCAUGUUCUAAUCGUUGAAAACGGUGCCCGAAAGUUUGCUUUGGAUAACGGAAUUCCAAUUCUACCGCCGGGAAGUUUAAACACAGCCGAUUCGUUACCAUCAAACGUCAAAUCUUUACACACAUACUGUAUGAACAGAGAAGAAAAUGAAGAAAAUAAAUGGAAUGAUGAUGACGAGAACAAGAAAACAGAAUGUGAUUCGGAUUGUUUUAUAAAUCGAUCUCUAGACGGAGAAGCGUAUCCUUAUCGUGUAUCAUCGGCCGAUUUAACAGAUUGGGAUGAUCCAAUGACUUUACAGGUUAGUGCGGUUGGAGCAGUUGCAUACGAUCGUAAGAAGCGACUUGCAAGCGGGACAUCGACAGCUGGUGAUCCCGGGAAACCGGUCGGCUGUCUAAGCGCAAUCGGUACGGUAAUCGGUUGCGGCAUUUAUACAGAUGGACAUGGUUGCACCUCUGUUUCUGGUAAUGAUACAAGUAUCUAUUGUUACGCGCCAGCACGGAGGAUAGUUAAAAUGUUAUCUGAAGAUAUAUCAGUGUCGAGCACUGCGGUAAACACAGUUCUGCAAAACUUUGAGAGCAAAACUGGGAGACGUGACAUAGGCGCUGUUGCGUUGGACGCGAAAGGCAAACCUUACAUUUCUUUCAAAUGCUCACAUUUCCCAUGGGCCUUCUGCGAGAAAGGUUAUGUUUAUUACGGGAUGGUUCAAAACGAGAAGUAUAGAGAAAAAGUAACUAUACUCGAGCGACCUUUAGAUUGCAUGUGCAUAAGUUCCGACGAAAAC
Heterotrigona itama is the source of this 4375-nucleotide messenger RNA. The record is from the annotation of a GenBank genome assembly. Lineage: Eukaryota; Metazoa; Arthropoda; Insecta; Hymenoptera; Apidae.